GUGGCGCAUGUAGCUUUGUGAAAGACGGACGGCUGAUGGAGACAUUUUAAAAUAAACACACAGCUAACUGCUAACGGCUAACAGGGCUCGCAAAGGUGCGAGCGCACUGCGCCAAAACACGUUCAAAUUCUUCCAAGUUGUAAAGAAGUAAAGUAUAAUUAGCAGUACAGUGUUUAUGCAUCGUAAAUCAAAGAGGCUACAGAUAACCGAAGAUGUUGAAAAGUCUGACACUGGGAAAAUAAGAAUAUAACUAACGCCGAGCAGGUGAGCUCCUGUCCAGGCACAUUGGUCCAUGUUUGAUGGACCUUUGGGCUCUGGGCUCAACUAGCAUGAAGAUGGCUGACUCAGACAAGGCAGAAGAAUUUGUCGAUGCUGAGUGCCCCCCAGAGUGCCUUGAUGAAGCACAAUCAGCCACAAGCUCUGUCCAGGGAGAGCAGGAUGAGCAUCUGAAAACGGAGACCACCACCAGUACCAGCUCACCACCAAAGGAGGCAGACAGCCCUUUGAAUACAGAGGGUGAGCAGAGUCUCCUCUCCAUGCCAUGCCUGAUGAAGGAGCUCCGCCGAGACUCCCCAGAGUCCCAGCAUGCCUCUACAGGAAGUGACAAGCCAGUAUCCUGUCAUGUCUAUGAGAGUGACUCCUCAAACCCCUGCAUGCUCUCCCCCUCAUCUAGUGGCCACCUUGCUGACUCAGACACACUCUCCUCAGGGGAAGAAGGUGCUGCUCCUCCUAUGGGAAAAGAUGGAGAGGGCACCAUGGAAGCUGCAAAUGAUCCUGGGCAGGCAGCAGGAAGGCAAUCAUCUGCUACGGCUAUAGGGGGGAGGAAGUCUCGGCGGUCACGUUCAGAAAGCGAGAUGCCGCCUAAUGCAAUGGCUGCAAAGAAAAACCGCUGCCAGCCCACCUUGGUAGCAGCAGGAGGGCAGGAAAAACAAACCAAUGGCAAGCUGGCAAAAGUGAAAGGUCACCGGAGCCAGAAACACAAGGAGCGAAUACGUUUGCUGAGGCAAAAACGGGAGGCAGCAGCACGGAAGAAGUAUAACCUGCUGCAGGACAGCAGUACGAGUGACAGCGAGCUCACGUGUGACUCCAGCACCAGCUCCUCUGAGGACGAGGAUGAUGACACCUCAGGAGGUAGCAAGACAAUCAAGACAGAUAUUUCAGCUGGCUUCAGACGUGCAUCGGAGAGAUCCAGAGUGGGCGCCCAGAUUCAUGGGCUGCUGGACACCAGUUCGUGGGACAGGAACGGCAUCGGCAGUGUACUGGAGGAGGCCAUGACGCGAUUUGCUGUGAUGCAGCGCCAGACUGAGGAGCGCUUCCGCAUCUGGAUGGAAAAGCUUGCACACCUCGACUCGGACAACGAUUCGUCCAAGCGCUCAAGUGAUGCCGUAGACGGGCAGCAGCAUCCACCCCAUGGGGGACACCCGUCCCCACCCAGUUCCUUUUUGCCAUCGUCAGAGUCUUCAGAGACUAUGGCUGCCUACAUGUUGGCACGAGAGAACAACAGUCUCACUUCCACCCCUAACAACAACAACACCCUACCUGAAGUGGUAACUCAGAAUGGAAAUCUAGGUGUUCCAGAUCCUGGUCUCUUGAAUGUUUAGAUUUCACUUCUACACCACUCCUCGUUGUUUCAUACUUUGAUCUUACCAAGAGUGGAACUACUUGAUGCGGAAAGCAUGGCAAUGGGUAUUAAUAGGUGAAUGAUGCGAGCUCACUAAACGGAUACACCAACAGCAGCUGGGCCCGAGCUGGCCAUUUGAACUUGACUCUGUGCAAACCUGAGGCCCAGUCAGUGCAUCGGCUGGCACUGAAUCACUGUGAGAUUUGACAGAAUAAUUCAACUCCCCUGUUUGAUUUCUGCAGCAUCUGUAACACACGGCAUAUCUCAAUAGACUGUUGAGUCAGGGCACUUAUUGUAUUGCUUAUCGUCUCGCUUGUUUGUUUUUGUGUAACACACACACACACACACACACACACACACACACACACAGAUCAUGUCAUACUUACAGCACCUGGGCAGCUGGGUGGGGUGCUGCUGCUUAAUAGCAUGUGCCUUGUCAUUCUGACUUCACACUGGGAAUGAUAGCUGGAGCAUCAUAGUACUAAUUUCUUUAGAAAUUGGGUUCAACACUCUACAUUACGCUUCUUUCUCCUGAACUAUGUUUGCACUUUGCUUGUAAAUGGUUCAGGACUUUUAAAUUCUUGGGACAACCUUUAUUUUGGUGGUAUAGCUUUACUAACAAAUUAAACAUUUACAUAACAAUAUAAAUUUGCCUCUAAAUAUAAACACUAUACUAACCCACACAAUUUCUUGCUUUUUAAAAUCCUAUGACGUAAUUAGAUUAGAUGUGUUUACAUUUUGUAAUGUUUGCGUUUCUGUUACAUUUGCUGCUAUUGCUGCCUUUGUGCAGUAACAAGAAACUAGUGAGGGAGUUCUGACUCCCAAUGUUUAUUUUUAGUAGCCUAUGUAUAUGGACAUCAGAUAAGGCAUGGGUUCCUAUGUUGUGGCUAUUAGCUGCAACGUCGAGAGCCUCAAAUUUUCACUCAUAUAAUAUUUGCCUAGUUAGUUUUUUACGUGUACUGGGCUGCCAGCUUGGCCUGUGCUCCACAAGGUGCUGCGUGUUCCGCAGCAUGAUUUUUACCUGAAAACCCAGGCGUCAAACUAAAACAUACAGCUGUUAUCCAGCUGCAGUAUGAUGCAUGGCAAUGUUUACUGAUUUCCUAAGAACUAAGUGAUCUGAGUGAUCAAGUGGCCUUCUCUGGUUCAGAUCCUGUGGUCUUUUGGGUGGAAACACUCCACCACAACCCUCUCCUUAAACUACUUUUACUGAUGUAGAUGGCCAUAGUGUCACAGUUCCUAACACUGCUAACACUAUCUAACCAUCAAAUACAUUGAUGAAGAAAUCUUUGGCCUAAUCAUAUUUAUAGUUAGGAUGUUAAAAAAAAGUGUUACAUUUUACUGUAUGUGUAUAUGUAGCCCUAUGUCUGUUAGGUUUUACAAAAGGUAAAGCUGGAGGCAUUGUUUCCCAACCUGUUUGCAUGUGGUUAUAUUAGUAUUUAGACUGUGCAAGGCCAAAUUAGUUUUCAUCAGCAGCAUGUGUGCAAGGUAUACCUUUGCUUAUGCUGAUACAUGGUGACUGACAGAACAUUUUAUCUAUUUAGUUGUUUUCUCUUGGCCUAAUUGUUUUGUUUCCAGUUGUGUGAAUAUUGGUGUUUUUGGUUCAUGGUGCAUACUUACUAACAUUUGGUUUAAAUGGAUCCAACAGCUGCUGUCUUGCAUUUGUUAAAACUGAAAUUACCUUUAAAUCAACUGU
Messenger RNA from Perca fluviatilis (European perch), 3314 nucleotides. RefSeq names its product chromosome 17 C18orf25 homolog (gene ark2n). The record is from RefSeq and is a predicted model, not a curated record. Lineage: Eukaryota; Metazoa; Chordata; Actinopteri; Perciformes; Percidae. Bases 300 to 1601 code for a protein of 433 amino acids. Gene Ontology annotation, molecular function: ubiquitin protein ligase activity. Gene Ontology annotation, biological process: ubiquitin-dependent protein catabolic process. The transcript is spliced from 3 exons.